Molecule: messenger RNA, 1920 nt
Organism: Acytostelium subglobosum LB1
Lineage: Eukaryota; Evosea; Eumycetozoa; Acytosteliales; Acytosteliaceae
Exons: 2
Coding region: 1-1920 (639 amino acids)
Source: RefSeq, a predicted model, not a curated record
AUGGCGCAGCUCAUCACUACAUAUCGAUCGCCACGUCUUACUCUCAAGGGCAAGUCACUCCUCCACAUGGUCAAGGCCAUUGGCAAGCCAGGCAGCAACAUCACCCCAGAUAUAGUGUGCCAACUCAUCGACAACUGCGACCUACCAGAGCCAGAUAAGCUCGACAGGACGUUUGAGUUGGCCACAGAGACCUCCCUGGGCUUGAUGCAGAGAAUCCACACUCAUUUCAAUCUUCCCUACAUGGACUGGAGUCUGACCAAGGCGGUACAGAGUGGACACGUGGACAUUGCCCUCCAUCUGGCCAGCCAACAAACUGAUGAAGCGGUUGCUACUAAAGCAGCACUCAAACUGAUCGCUUGGCAUCCAAUCACAAUGGACAACCUGACAUUGAUACUGGACACACUCCCAUUCGUCAAGAGCAACCCAGAGAUAUGUGCAUGGGCAGUGUGCAACCCAUCGUUUGAGGUGUUCAAACACAUUAUCUCAUUGUUCACCAACGAGCAGUUGGAGGGGACCGAUCAUCUUCAGGACAUAUUCUAUCAAGCAUUGAUUGAGAACAACUCUAGGUACCUGGAAUACAUCCAACAACGCUUUGCCAAUACAGAGGUGGAGGUGCCUGAGCUUGAUGCCCAAUCACUGAUGAACCAUAUCAACAAUAAUCAUUACCUCUUUAUUGAGAAGCAUCUCGACUCACCUUCGUUCACUGACUUGCCGACAGUAAAUCAAUUGCGAACACUUCAUGCAAUGAUUGACUAUGCCUAUCAGAUGGUUACCACUCGCAUCAUCAAACUCUGCAAAGACCGCAUCAACAAACUUGAUGGAACCUAUGUAAGGCAACAAGAUGAUCACGAUCAGGAGAUGGACAUUGAUCAACCCAAGGCCUCACUCAAGUUGGAAUCAACACUUCACAUGGUGAUGAGAGAUGAGAAGCUCGGCAAGAUGAUCAUGUCACAGAUUGGAUCGAUUCAUAACAAACAUGGCAUUGAUCGUAAGCAGGUGAUCACUGGCAAGCAGUUGCUUUACAAUCACAACCUGCGUGAGUACAUCAAAUAUGGCGCAACGGAAUGGUUCCUUCAAUCAUACAAUGAUAAUGGCAACAAGCUACGUCUCAACAAGACUUUACUUCUUGAAGCCUUUGCCAGAUGUGAUACACGUGCUAUGAACGUGCUUCUGGCCAAUCCCCUCAUGUGUCUAAACGGCAGUUUCGACAAGCACUUUGUGACCAACGUGUCGUCCUGCUCGCAUCCACAUUGGGAGAGUGUGUUGGAGAGGUAUGUCCUGACUCUCGACUCUCUUCAACCAGCUGGCAUCACCAUCAGCGGCAACGUGCUGGCACAUGUCCGCCACCCAUCAUUCCUCCGCAAGCUCAUUGAGAUGGACAUCCAACUCAGCCUUGUGGAUGACGACGGCGAUCGAAACAAAUCGAGAUGGGGCGAUAAGACAUUGAAGAGUAGUUUCACAGAGAUCAUGGUCGAUGCAUCGCUCAAGCAAUCAUGGGCGGUCGAGAUGCUACAACUGAUGCUCAAGAACAAGCUCCUCACGACCAGGACUGGCAAAGUACUCCUUCUCAAGGCCAUCGAGCUCAACAUAACACCAGUCGUUGAGAUCCUGGUCAGCCAAUCACCUGGCGAUGGCGAUGAUGGCAAUGAGGGCGAUAAUGGUGAUAGUGAGGAUGCUGCAGAUCAACAUAGCAGAUACUAUAUCAAGUCACUCAUUAAGUUAUGUUGCCAGCAUGGCAACGUCGAAUCGUUAAACUUGGUAAUGGCACAUGUCCCUUCGCCACAUCUCGAUGAGGCCAUGAGGUCAUUGACGUAUCAUUGUAGUGAAGCAGUGUCCAAGGACAUUUCAACAUUCUGCUUCGUGCACAAGAGUUGCUGGGCGACACAUUCAAACCUUGGGGGUAUAUUGAGGAUGCAUUGA